UUUCUAAUUUAUAUGGAAACUUUAAAAAUUGUUAACUCGUAAACCGUACUUCUACCGUCUUCGCAACUUAAAAUUUUGCAAAAAGUUUUUUAUUUAGGAGCACUAUAUACAAAAAAAUUGUGAACUUCGAAAUCGACGGACCACAAAGGAAAGCUUAGCCUAAAUUAAUUACAAUCUGAGGUAGGCAAAGAAUCUGUACUACCUGUUGGUGGGAUAUUGCCUCCGGACCCGGCAGACUCCGAACAUGUUCAGUGUAUAUAAUCUCUGCUCCGAACUACUGGGGUAUCUCGAUACACUAGCGGCACCGCCUCGGCGGCCUUAUUGGCAACCGUACUCAGGUGAUUAGUGUUUCAGAACCUUUAUUUCGCCUCGAAGACUCCGUUGGACGGGAGUCCUUGGGGUAAGGUGCGUCUGGUUGCAGUGUUAACGCGGUAACCUCAUGACCUGGCCCUGGUUCUGACCUCGAAGGGGAUAAGACGCUUGGAAGAAAGUGUUGGGGAGUCGCUUAGUGGGUAGGGCCCUAAAUACCAUCAUUGGGCCCGAGCCCACUCACACAAACAAGCCUCUUUCAAUUUCCGAACGAUAAUAUGGCUAACAAAAAAAAUCAUGAAUUUGAAAUUAGAAUACAAAUAGUGUAUGUGCUAUGCUUCCUUUGCCUAGGCAAUCCCUAAUAAAGAAAAAAGCGUAUUCUUUCAUAAAAUUUUAUUGUUAUGACAUUUGAAAAUUUGAAAUUAUGGCUGAUAUAGACAUUCGAGAUCUGAGAAAGCAGUGUAUUCAAAGCUUAAUCUCGACUGCGGAAAAUGUCGCUAAAUAUUUGCAAGAGGACAAGGAAGACAAUUAUGAAAAACUUAAGAUGUACAUGGAAAACUACUGCUUAUUGGAAAUAGAACAAGAAGUUGCUGAGCAGGUUUUAGAGGCAGCAAAGGCAGAUACUAACAUAUCAAACAUAAAUACACUCCAAGAAAGAUUCGAGGAUGGCCUGAAAACUCUUUCACAGAACAGAAUUAAUCCUAACAGCCAUAGAUACAUGCAAGAAUUAAAGACUAGAUAUGAAAGUGGAUUACAAAGUGUAUCUUCAUCAGGACUUACAGAAAACCUGAAUGAAUCUGAUAUAGCUAUUGUCCAAACAAAUGAGCAGUUUCUAGAUCCAAUUACCAAAAAACAUAUAUCAGAUCCAGUGAAGAAUACAAUGUGUGGCCAUGUGUAUGAAAGAGAGACUAUUUUGAAUCUCAUAAGAAGGAAGCAUAGAAUCAGAUGUCCAGUUGCGGGAUGUGCCAAUCCAGAAAGCAUUCAAGAAAACCAUCUAUUGGAAGAUGAAGAAUUGAGAUUUAGAUUAUCAUUGUCGCAACACUCGACCAUGAUACAUUAAGUUCAUUUAAUAAUAUAAUAAAUGUGAAUUGACAAAAAAGGGUA
Molecule: messenger RNA, 1413 nt
Organism: Bombyx mori (domestic silkworm)
Lineage: Eukaryota; Metazoa; Arthropoda; Insecta; Lepidoptera; Bombycidae
Product: E3 SUMO-protein ligase NSE2
Exons: 5
Coding region: 734-1369 (211 amino acids)
Biological process (GO): protein sumoylation; double-strand break repair via homologous recombination
Cellular component (GO): Smc5-Smc6 complex; nucleus
Molecular function (GO): zinc ion binding; SUMO ligase activity
Source: RefSeq, a predicted model, not a curated record